UGAGGGAUCUUAUAAAUGAAACCAAAACAUACCAUCUCCCUCCACUCUAUAAAUAGUGUAGGAGUACUUCAAUUGAUUCGCGAUUGGCCGCUUGUCCCAAAUAAAAAUUUACUUCUCCAGGAGUCCAGGUCCCUGCCUUCUCUGCAAGCUUUUCGCGGCUGCUGGAUUGGUGGCGCCAUCCGCACAGCUACUGUCUCAACCACAGAGGAGGACACUAAAGAGAAAGACACACCAAUCGCCGUUGACGGAAAUCUAAAUCUUAUGAUCUUAAGAGCGAUGGAAGAAGGAAAUAACAAAGAAGAGAAGGUUGAGUCGCCUACAAGUUCUCAGAAAACUGUUUCUGAUGAUGAGAUAGACUACUCCAUCAAACCAGAGUUCUAUGAUUCAGAUCUUGAUCUUAAGGAUGAAUUAUGGGUUCAGAAGAAAAGACGAGGACAUGACUCUGAUGCUGUGCUUAGCUGUCCUGCAUGUUUCACCAUCCUCUGCCUAGAAUGCCAAAGGCAUGAAAAAUAUGUGACCCAGUACAGAGCUGUUUUUGUUAUAAACAUAAAGGUUGAGAAUAACCGGGUUUUAAUUAAAAAUAAUUCAAGAGAAAUAAAAGGCAAAAGUGGAAGAAAGGCAAUUGAUGGGACUGAGGAACAUUCUACUAGUAUUGAAACAGUCAAGCAAGUAUGUUGCUCUGUUUGCUCGACAGAGGUUGGUGUCUUUGACGAAGAUGAAGUUUAUCAUUUCUUCAAUGUUCUCCCUAGUGAAUUCUAACUGGUUCUGGUUCAGGGAUGUCUCCCUCGAGCAAUAGUUAAAUUUUGUUGAUCGAUCGUUCCUAUUAGAGUUGAGUGUUGUUGAUUCAACUCUAGACAGAGUGGUACGUCUUUUCUUCCUGUGCUAUGACUGGCAACUCUCGAGUGACAUAUUUUGGUUAUCAUUACCUAAUUAAUUAAUAUGGAUAUGCAUGAAUUUUUAUGUUUAUACUAGAUGUUGGAUCUCAUAUGACAUUAAUAUUAAUAUUAUUUGGAAGAUCUAUUUUGGAACAUAA
This is a messenger RNA of Prosopis cineraria, 1033 nucleotides long. RefSeq lists its product as uncharacterized. Gene Ontology annotation, biological process: positive regulation of cell population proliferation. Lineage: Eukaryota; Viridiplantae; Streptophyta; Magnoliopsida; Fabales; Fabaceae. The coding region runs from base 16 to 759 and encodes 247 amino acids. Gene Ontology annotation, cellular component: nucleus. The record is from RefSeq and is a predicted model, not a curated record. The transcript has 4 exons.